CUUGUGUUCACAAACAACCAUCCUCUCCCUUUAUCUGCCUGCCCCUUCUCUCUCUCCCCCUCUUCUCUCUCUCCCUCUUUAAAACUGAUCAUCAUCAAAUCCUAGAAAAGGGAAGAGUAGUCCACAAAUCCUCUUUUGCUCUUGUUUGUUCCCACAUAUCCUUCCAUUUACCAUAUCUCAUUCAUAUAUGUUCUCUCGGACACGACCCGACAUAUAAACCUUAGCUUGUUCUUUCGGAAUAUACAUAUAAUAUAUAAUAUAUAGUUUUUUGCUGCCUGCACUAUUGAUCAAUAUCAAGGUUGCACGGAGUUCAUCACUUAUCAAUUCCACACCAUGGCUUCUCCCUCAGAACUGAGCCUCGAAUGCAAGCCCCAUAGCUACUCCAUGCUCCUGAAAUCCUUUGGGGACCAACAAGCUGCUAUGCCCUCGGUGGACCCCGCACAGAAGCUCGAGGACUUCCUUGCCCGCCUCGAGGAGGAGCGCCUCAAGAUCGAUGCAUUCAAACGCGAGCUCCCCCUCUGCAUGCAGCUCCUCACCAACGCCUUAGAAGCUUCAAGGCAACAGCUACAAGCAUACAGAGCCAACCAAGGGCCACGGCCUGUUCUUGAAGAGUUCAUACCCUUAAAGAAAUCACCCUCCGAAGGCACCGAAAAGACAUCAAGCAAUCUCUCUGACAAGGCAAAUUGGAUGACUUCCGCUCAGUUAUGGAGCCAGGCAAGCGAUGGGACCAAGCAACAAACUGGCACAAUCACCUCGCCGCCAAAAGAAAUCGAUAUCGGUUUCAAUGUUAGCCCUAAACUGGCCCUGGACAAUAAACCAAGGAAUGGAGGUGCUUUCCUCCCAUUCUCUAAGGACCGUAACAUGAGCACGAACCCAACCUUCCAGGCCCUUCCUGAACUGGCCUUAGCUUCUAAUGAGAAGGAGAUGGAAGACAAGAAGUACACCGACACCGAGAAUGGAAUUCUAUGCCCCAGAAGAGAUAAUAAUAACAACAACACUAACUCCAUUAAGGGUGGCAAUAUCAUCAACGGAAUGGUAAUCGAGCAGGCAAAGGCAACUGGGAGCUCUCCCGAAGGGCAACCGGUGGUGUCCAAUACAGCUGCUAACACGACCAGUUCUACGAACCCUCAAACUCAUAGGAAGGCGAGAAGGUGUUGGUCACCAGACCUGCACCGCAGAUUCGUGAAUGCCCUUCAGAUGCUUGGCGGUUCUCAAGUGGCCACUCCAAAGCAAAUCAGGGAGCUGAUGAAGGUUGACGGUUUGACCAAUGAUGAAGUUAAAAGCCAUUUGCAGAAAUAUAGGCUUCACACUCGACGGCCAAGUCCUAGUCCACAAGCCACAGGUGCCGCGACCCCUCAGCUCGUAGUCCUUGGAGGCAUCUGGGUGCCACCCGAGUAUGCCACAGCAGCAGCAGCUGCGGCACAUGGCGGCAGUCCAGCCCUUUACGGCGCACAUCCAGCGUCUCACGCUCCCCCACACUACUGCACGCCCACUGUCCCUGCCCAGGAAUACUACACCAGUGCCGGCCCUCCACCGUCUACCCCUCACCACGAGAUCCACCAUCACCCUCUCCAUCACCAGAUCCACGUCUACAAGGCCACGUCCCAGACACACAGCUCGCCAGAGUCCGGGAUGAGGGGCACAGGAGACCAGUCAGAGAGCAUCGAGGAUGGAAAGUCCGAGAGCAGCAGCUGGAAGGGCGACACCAGCGGUGAGAAUGGUGGAGAUCAGAGGAAAGGAUUAAGCAACUUGAGAGAUGACAAUGAGGAGAGUAAUGGAAGUGAGAUUACUCUGAAAUUCUAAUUAACAUCAUCACUAUAUUUGCAUAUUAGGGCUAGAUAGGUUUUUUUCUUCUUUGUAGUAAAAUUUUGAGUUUUAUUUUCUUCGACAUUAUUAAUAUUCCAUUUGUAUGUCAAAUAUUAAUCUAGGGAGGGGUAAAACGGGCAUAAUGGAAAAGUGAGUGCUUGUAGUCAGGACAUGAUGUGCAUUGUCUCAUUGCAAGAAAAUCUGAAGAUUGGACUUAUAUGGCUUUUUGGCCUUUCCUUUGA
Punica granatum (pomegranate) is the source of this 2048-nucleotide messenger RNA. The record is from RefSeq and is a predicted model, not a curated record. Lineage: Eukaryota; Viridiplantae; Streptophyta; Magnoliopsida; Myrtales; Lythraceae.